CCUCAAUCUCUGUACUUCGCUGUCAAAUUGUCCCAUCACUUGCAAUGAAGCCAGAAGAACGUUUGGUGCUGCUCUUUGCGCAGGAUGAGGCCCUUCUCAAAAUAGAUACUGGCCGUCGUCCUGUGUCUGACUCGCCCGACCGGCCCAUGGCCCCUAAGGCGGACCACCCCGAGCAUACAGGAGAGGAAAGCAAACCCCCGGUUACCCCUAGCCAGGAAGCAGUGCAGACCGUCGAAGAGCCACCCUUGGAGGGCCCUCAAUCCUCCCCAGAGAUGUCUGCUUCACUUCUAACAGACAAAACUGAACUCGCAACCCUACCUAUAAGACCCUCUAACGGCCAGUUCAGUCCCCUUGUGGCUGUCGCUAGGUAUCCUUACAAAAAUAUCAAAGGAGACCUGAGCAAGCAGAUAGCCAGCCGCUUCUUCGACGCAGGUAAAUUCUGGAACCGCUCAUGGGACAUAUAUUAUAUCCACGCGCCUCCCUCCCUCGGAUCCAAAUGCGUACUGCUCACCCCCACCAGUGAAGUCAAUCGCUUUUUGCAGGAGAUCAACCGUGAGAUGAAGUGCGGAUUGUCUCUUUCAACUGACGUGACAGCCGGUUUCAUCCUGACCUUCAAAGAACAAUAUCCUCAGCCUCUCUAUGUCGGUCGCAGUACUACGCGUGAGACCAAGGACCGUCUCGAGGGGCGGAUUCCUGUACUAUCGGGGCAUGGCCACUCUUCUGAGGGAGAUAUGAACGAAGAAUACGCCGCUUUUGAAACAAUGAUGGAGCAUGCCAUCGAGGCCAUUCGGAACAAGAAAAAGAAUUCCAAGCAGAAACAGAUGAUGCGCGCGUUACAGGAAUAUAACACGCAGAAUACGAUUCGAAGAAUGCAGCGUUCCUUCGGUCUGCGUCCGGUAGAAGACACCGAUGACGAAGCAGAGAUGCUUACAUGGGAUUCGCCAGGCACGGUGCCGACUAUACAGACGAUUGAUGUAACCAAGGCGGUGCCAUACCAGUUCUGGAGAGAGCCAGUAUUUAUCAGUAUCGACGUUGAGUCGAAUGAGCGUUGCCAUUCGCAGAUAACAGAGGUCGGAGUGUCGACGCUGGACAUGUUGACUCUGGUGGGGAUCCCGCCGGGCGAGACAGGCGAGCAGUGGCGGUCUCGCAUUCAUUCCCGGCAUCUGCGGGUAAAAGAAUAUGGCCAUAUCGUGAACCAUGAUUUUGUGGCAGGCUGUCCCGGUAUGUUUCAAUUUGGGGAGAGUGAAUGGGUGUUGCAACGAGAUUUAGGGGGUGUGGUGCGAUCGUGCCUACAGUUGGGCGAUGCAAUGAGUCGUCGUCUCGUGCUGGUGGGACACAGCCUAUCCUCGGAUGUCAAGUAUCUCAAACAUAUUGGAGUGGAUGUGGAAGGGUUUCACGACCGAGUGGACACCGCAGAGUUGUUUCGCAUGCUACGGGGGGAGACGUCGGUGCGGUCUCUGGGAGGCGUGCUGGCGGACCUGGGCAUUAUAGGCUGGUACUUGCACAACGCGGGGAAUGAUGCGCGGUACACGAUGGAGGUCCUGGUCGCCAGUCUGCUUGGGGUGAAAACUGAGUAGUCUUGCGAGCCUACUAGUGUUUUUUUUCUGAUAACCUGGCU
Molecule: messenger RNA, 1618 nt
Organism: Aspergillus sclerotioniger CBS 115572
Lineage: Eukaryota; Fungi; Ascomycota; Eurotiomycetes; Eurotiales; Aspergillaceae
Exons: 2
Coding region: 45-1577 (510 amino acids)
Cellular component (GO): nucleus
Molecular function (GO): nucleic acid binding
Source: RefSeq, a predicted model, not a curated record